Linum trigynum is the source of this 297-nucleotide messenger RNA. The record is from the annotation of a GenBank genome assembly. Lineage: Eukaryota; Viridiplantae; Streptophyta; Magnoliopsida; Malpighiales; Linaceae.
AUGGCAGUCCCGAACAGCAAGUUGCUCUUAGUGGCUUCCAUCUUCAUUCUCGGCGCUUUGGCUUCUCAGGCCAUGGCACGCUACACCUCAGACGAGUCUUCCAUGCGCCUUAGGCACGAGCAGUGGAUGGCUCGUUAUGGACGAGUUUACGGGAGUUCCCGCGAGAAGGAGGUACGAUACCAGAUAUUCAAAGACAAUGCGGCUCUCGUCGAUUCGUUCAAUGCAGCCGGAGACAAGCCUUACAAGCUGGGUACCAACCAGUUUGCGGAUUUGACGAACGAGGAGUUCAAAAUGUGA